Fusarium falciforme is the source of this 915-nucleotide messenger RNA. RefSeq lists its product as hypothetical. Lineage: Eukaryota; Fungi; Ascomycota; Sordariomycetes; Hypocreales; Nectriaceae. The record is from RefSeq and is a predicted model, not a curated record. The transcript has a single exon. Bases 1 to 915 code for a protein of 304 amino acids.
AUGGACGCCUACGACCCAGCUACCGAUUCUGACUGCGAAGAGCAAGUCUCAUUUGGCAUCUCGCUCGCGCCCAAAGGCGAGGAAGGCAGUGGGUUGCACACACAGAACGACCCCAGCAAACCAUAUCAGCGCGAAAAUAUUAUUGAGCGCAAAAGUGCCGUCGACAUCCGUUGCUCCAGCGUCGAUAUCAUCCAUGGGCUGUUCGCGUCCGAAGGCAAUGAACAGGACGUCUUCUGUACUCUGCUGGUGCUCCAAUUCCGCUUCGACCCGCGAAAGCGGGCGCGACGCAUCUCACACGUCGACAUUGAACUCAGGUUCGCUGGUAGCGAGUCUGGGGUAGCUGACCCCGAGGUCUUCGCCAUUGCACCCAGCGGCCACCUUCGCUUUGCCCACACGACACAGACCGAGAUAACCACGACUGGAGGCGAAGUCAACCUAGGAGCAGGCGGUGCUGGGGUCGAGGUAGGAAGCGCCCUCAAGUUCGAACGUGAGGUGACGAGGGAAAUGGGCUACGCAACCUCGGUGACUGGAUCCAUCGACCUGCGCGGUCGCAACUAUGGCAAGGCCAAUUGCGCCUCCUGGACGCUGAUGGAAAACCCGGAGACAAAUACUGGAGUACCCAUCUCUAUGAAGACGGCCAUUCUACUCAAGAGAAAGGACGAGGGGCGCUUCCAGUGCGUGGUAACAGUUAAGGCCAAAGCAGACUGGAGGACAUCGCUGGAAUGGUUGGUUGGGGCUACGAGGCCUGAUGACCCUGUGCUUUUCGACCCGACACUGGACCCAACGAGCGAUAGGUAUCGGGACAUGGAGCUAAAGCUUGGGGAGCUUGAUCUUGACGCGAUCUGUGACAUUACCUCUGCGAAUAUCGUGGAGGGGGUGGUGAAGACGAGGAAGAUUGGUGGCCAAGUAGAGUAA